Molecule: messenger RNA, 434 nt
Organism: Sitophilus oryzae (rice weevil)
Lineage: Eukaryota; Metazoa; Arthropoda; Insecta; Coleoptera; Curculionidae
Product: beta-glucosidase A-like
Exons: 3
Coding region: 51-434 (127 amino acids)
Biological process (GO): carbohydrate metabolic process
Molecular function (GO): beta-glucosidase activity
Source: RefSeq, a predicted model, not a curated record
UUAUAUAUAAAGGUAAGUAAUGGAAUAAAUUCUGUGAUAUUUUGUUCAAAAUGAGGGUUCUUGGUCUGGUUCUCGUUUGCAGUUGCUUGGUUACAAGUGGUUUUGGAGAUAUUUCUAAUAAAACAUUCCCCGAGACAUUUAAAUUUGGUGCCGCCACUGCGGCCUACCAAGUGGAAGGUGCUUGGAAUGAAGAUGGUAAAAGGGAAAGUAUAUGGGACAAGUUUGUGCACGAGGACCCAACUAGAGUAAAAGAUCAACUAAAUGGAGACGUUGCAUGCGACUCCUACCACAAAUGGCAGGAAGAUAUAGAACUCUUGAAAGAACUAGGAGUCAAACUUUACAGAUUCUCCAUUUCAUGGCCAAGAAUCCUACCAAAUGGUACACCAAACAAAAUUAACCAGGCUGGAAUAGAUUACUAUCGCAAAGUAACUUAA